AUGGUAAAAGUGUUAACUGGUUUGGCAUUUCUACUUAUUUGGAUGAUAUUUCCUUUAAGUGCCGCACCAAAUCCAACUGGACAUUGUAGAUCAAUUAUAAAUGAAAUGGUUGUUGAGUGUCUACCGUAUUUCGUAAACCAUAACAAUUCCCAACCACAAGAUCCAUCGUGUUGCUCUGCUGUUCAAUAUGUUGUAGCUACUGCUUCUGGUUGCAUUUGCGAUAGUAUUAUGGACAUGGAAAAUUUACCCUUGGAUGUCAUAAAGAGUAUGAAGUUGUCUACUGUUUGUGGAGUAUUAUUCCCUUGUGAAUUGGAUGUCAGUGCUGCUUCAAAAAUUGAAACUUCAUUGGAGUACCUUUCAGAGCUUAGCUCAACGGCACAACCCAGUUAUGCUCCAAAUCUAAAUUCUGAUGCACCUACGCCUGCCCCGAUUUAUGCUCCAAAUUAUAAUUCUGAAGCACCUGCGCCAGCGCCAAUUCAAGAGCCUGGAAAAAAAUUUGAUGUAGUUCGUCUCAUUCCAUUCUUUGGAUUCUAUUUUAUGGUGAUUAUCAUGCAAAUACCUAAACUUGUUUCAAUGGCUAUUAAUAUGAAAGCUACACAACAACCUAGGAAAAACUUAUUAGUUGGUUACCUUAGUUCAAUUUCUUUCUCCAAAUACGCUAGUUGGUUACCUUAG
Messenger RNA from Lathyrus oleraceus (garden pea), 675 nucleotides. RefSeq names its product non-specific lipid transfer protein GPI-anchored 11. Bases 1 to 675 code for a protein of 224 amino acids. The transcript has 3 exons. Lineage: Eukaryota; Viridiplantae; Streptophyta; Magnoliopsida; Fabales; Fabaceae. The record is from RefSeq and is a predicted model, not a curated record.